Ictalurus furcatus (blue catfish) is the source of this 3707-nucleotide messenger RNA. RefSeq names its product reticulon 1b (gene rtn1b). Bases 268 to 2571 code for a protein of 767 amino acids. Gene Ontology annotation, biological process: brain development; endoplasmic reticulum tubular network formation; neuron differentiation. NCBI's taxonomy places the organism in Eukaryota, Metazoa, Chordata, Actinopteri, Siluriformes, Ictaluridae. The record is from RefSeq and is a predicted model, not a curated record. The transcript has 9 exons. Gene Ontology annotation, cellular component: neuron projection; postsynaptic density.
AAACAGUUAAAACACACACACACAGUGUUUUCAUCCUCAGUCCGCGCCCGUCCUAAGCCUCAGACACAGUGACGUCAUCGUCCAACCGCUGAAUCGAACGAGCCAUUUUCGCAGGCGCGUGAGGAAGAGCUCAGCCUGACAACACUCGCGCGCUGCUUUGUCAUUUUGUCCUCUGUGUGCUUCCCGUCUGCUCGUAUCUGUUAUUUAAACAAGAAAAAGAAAAGAAAAGAAAAAAGAAUCGGUCUGUCUGAGGCGCAUCGCGGAGGCAUGUCCGUGAAGCCGAGUGACGAGGCAGGAUCAGAGGGCGGGUGGUACGGAGCAGAUCUGGAGAACAUGGAGCUGUUCGGGAAGAAGAGCAGCUCGGCCCGCUUCGAGGACUCGGAGCGCGAGGACGAGCAGAAGCAGCACUCCCACCAUCCGCCUCACCCCGUUACCAUGGAAACUGCAUCUACAGAUAAAUCAGACGCAGAUCUCCUGAAGAAGUCCAUCAUUGAUAUGGGUGACCCUUACACGUCCCUCCUGUCCAGUUACUCCUCCCAGAUGGACACCUCUUACUUCUCGGGCGAUGUCAGUGGAGGGGAGAAGAAGCAGCAGGCAGGAAUUGAUGACCUCAUCUCGGGCCUGGAUUGCCAGUCUGCCAUGUUCAGCUCAGACUCAGGUAUUGAGAUGACCCCGAGUGCUGAGCUUGGCUACAGCUCCCACAAGCUGCAUGACUCAGACAAGACCCCCGAUUCCACCUACAACUACAUGGACAUCAGGAGCAGGGAGGAUCCCUACAGCCAACAGCAGCUCUUGGAGGAUUGGGGGAUAAGUGCCGCUUCAGAGUCUGCCCCUCUAUCCAGCCUCAGGGGAGGGCAUUACUUGGAGAAGAGUCCCUCACCUGUGGAAGUGGAGACACUGGGCCCGUCUGCAGCUGCGCUUGACUCACACACUUUCCCCUAUGUAGAAGAACCAUCCGAUGAUGAGCUCUCUGACUACCAGCCCAACCGUUCACCAGGUGCUGAGGACAGUGCCAGUCCAGUCAAGAUCACUUUGACAGAGACCCCGCCCUUGUCAGUCUCCCCUGUGGCCAACAAGCGAGCCUCUCCGGUCGCUGUGUCUGAGAAAGAGAGCAUCCUGAGCCUGGGACUGCAGGGAGUGCCCACUGUCACGCUGUCCGAGCCAGAGGAUGAGAGUCCUGGAUCUUCCACUCCACCACUCACAGAAGAGUCUGACUCUCCAUCCGAUCCCAUGAUUCCGACCACUGAAGUGAAAACCCAGGAGAAAGCUCCAGAAACUUUCUCACUGGUCUCUCAGACUGCACCCAAAUCUCAGAGUCCUUCCUUGGAGCUUAAGAGCACUCCCACUCUUCCCCUGUAUGCCAAGGUUUCAGAUGCCAGCAGUGGAGAUUCGGGUGAUUCAGAGAUUGAGCUUGUGUCUGAGGAGCCAAGUCCACAGGCUCCCAGCUCUGCCUACAUGACCUUCAGCAAGAGCCCCAGCACCCCUCCACCAGCCCCUGCAACUACCCAAGCUCCUGUUUCUGUCUCUGUCCCUGCCUUUAACCCUCUCCCUGGCCUUGCUUCUGCCCCCAACUCUGCAGCCAUGCAGUACAGCAUCCUACGCGAGGAGCGGGAGGCUGAGCUGGACAGUGAGUUGGCCCUGGAGUCCUGUGAAGAAGAGAGCCCUAAGAGAUUUCCCCAGGACUCCUCCACCAAGGUAAGCAAAGUCAACUCGCAACCGGAUGAACCUCCACCCCCCUCAGCUACAGUGAUCGCUGCUCCCCCUGUGAACCCUGCUCCUCCACCUGCUGCUCCAGUCUCUGACGAUGCUCCUAAAGAGAAGAUGGCAAGUGAGGGAGAGGAUGAGAAGACAAAGCCCAGCAUCAAACCUUCACCCCCCACUGCAGUCCUGCCUGAACUGAAGGUGGAGCAGCCUCCUGAGGAAAGGCAAGCAGAGAGGAAACAUUCUAGCGCUGAAAAACACCCCACAACUCCUGCUAUCUUCCAGGGAAUAACUAGAGAAAAGGCGAUGGAGCUGUUGUACUGGCGUGAUGUGAAGCAGACUGGCCUGGUGUUUAGCAGUGUACUGCUGCUGCUCUUCUCUCUGACUCAGUUCAGUGUGGUCAGUGUGGUGGCCUACUUAGCCCUGGCCGCUCUCUCCGCCACCAUCAGUUUCAGAGUCUACAAGUCCGUCCUCCAGGCAGUGCAGAAGACCGACGAAGGACACCCCUUUAAGUCAUAUCUGGAGAUCGAGAUGUCCCUGUCAAAUGAUCAGAUGCAGAAGUAUGCCGAGAACACCCAGAACUACAUUAACAACACUCUGAAGGAGCUACGCAGGCUCUUCCUAGUGCAGGACCUGGUGGAUUCACUAAAGUUCGCAGUGGUCAUGUGGCUGCUGACCUACGUGGGAGCGCUCUUCAAUGGCCUCACUCUCCUCAUCAUGGCUGUGGUGUCCAUGUUUACCAUGCCUGUGGUGUAUGAGAAAUACCAGGCACAGAUUGACCAGUAUGUGGGACUCGUAAGGACUCAAGUAAACACGGUGGUGGGGAAGAUCCAGGAGAAGAUUCCAGGGGCGAAGCGAAAGGCUGAGUAAACAGCACAGAGCCACUGGAGAAUACAAGGAGGCCAUGACCAGGCUUUCCCUUAUUAUAGGGAGAGCUUCUCAUUAGUUCAUGGGUUUCCUCACUCACACGCACCCACACACACACACACACACACACACACACUCACUAAUAAAGACAUACACAUACAUACAUACAUACAUGUACAGAUACACAUGCACAUGUACGAGUUACUGGAGCAUAGUUCUACUUUGUGCGCACUGUGUUGUUUAGAGCAGCAGCCGAGCCGUUCAGAGAAGUCCCACCCGUGCCCAAUAACCACAGAGAGAGAGAAAAAAAUGAAAAAUGUGCCGUCACUCAAGCACUAAGCUCUAGUAAAUAAAAAAAAAAAAACAGUGACAUAUGAAAGAGUUGUAACAAAAACAACAACAAAAAAAUCUGUGUUUUUGUGUUGCUUAUUAAGUGCAUGAAGUCAAGAGUCUUAAGUGCUGAUGCGUUUCUUCUUUUCUUCUGGUUUCCUGUGCUCUGGGCUUUCUCAGCGGCGCUGAAGACGUUACUCUGUAGUGUGUGAACGAUGUCUUCAGCUUUAGUGCUCUCCUGUGAUAGUCUCUUCUUCCUAUUAUUACUCUUUUUUUCGGGGGAAAAAAAAAGUCCAAAAGCAGCUUUUUUUGUCUGUGGCACUGGGUGGGUCUUCUCUUCUCUCACUAUACCUGGAAACAUAUACACUUAAAUAUUACUCAGCUAGACGCGUGGACAUGCCAAGGUUUACCUUCUUUGUGUGGCAAAACAGCCAAUAUUUAGCAGUGUUCUGAUUAGGUAUGGUAAACUAACUUGUAGUGUUUUUUUUUAAUAUAUAUAUAUAUGUAUAUAUAUAUAUAUAUAUAUAUAUAUAUAUAUAUAUAUAUAUAUAUAUAUAUAUAAAUAAUUCGUUACAGGAACUACAGAGAUUCAUGUUUUUAGGUACUGUUGUCAAACUUCUUUUAAGUGAAAUGCAAACAAACGAAAGAGACGGAGGAGGAGGAAGCUUAAAGCAAGAGAAUGCCAGCUUUGUGAUUGUGUCCAUCUUUGUACUAUGUCGAGUGUAGUUCUUCUUAGCCAUGGACUCUUAACUAUUUGCACUUAAAAUGUACUCACUGCUGAAUGCGAAAAAUAAAUGUUCUUAAAUGUA